UGAGCGCGCAGGACCGAUUUUCCUUGCAGUGCACUAUCAUAGAGCAAUGUGCAUGACAGGACAGAACGAGCAGAGCUGAGAGCAGCGCAAAGGGAAAACAGCGAGAGGGGAGUUGUAAUAACGCUAAUUAAGCAUCCAAUCUCUGUAUUCGUAAUAUUUGAAUCAUGGAUGUAUAAUUCCUCUAUUUUCGCUAAACAUCGUAUCUUGCACCAUUCAACAACUCGGACAUUUUGUUCCUCAUUUUGUUCCUUUAACAGAACAUUGGUGCCCAUCAAGAGCCUAGACAGAGAGUGCCAUUGUAUCGCGCGCAGGAACUGAGCUAAAGCCGACAUCAUGGCGUGGCCCUGCAUCACCAGGGCGUGCUGCAUGGCCCGCUUCUGGAACCAGCUGGACAAGGGGGACAUUUCGGUGCCAUUGGUUUUCACCAGAUACGACGUCUCGGAGAUGCAGCAUCUUCAACUGCAGCACCAACAAAAACAGCCGCAUCACCAGGCACAGGCAAGCGCGGUCGCCAUAGAAACUCAACCCGCUCACGAGGACAAGGCGGUGGCGGCUUGUGAGCACCUCGCAACGGGAACCGCUGUGUCUGAGGAGCGCGCAUGUGGUUCUGUAAUGCGCCAAGACUUUAAGCACUGGAAAGUGCGCCCUGAGCCAAGCUGUAAACCUAAGAAUGAAUAUCAUACUCCCGAGACCCCUUUUAACAACAAGACACAAUAUCAGAAGGAUUUCAAGCCAUGGCCCAUUCAGAAAAGGGACGACCAUCCUUGGAUUGCCAGGCCCAAUCCCUCCAUCUCCACCGGCGGUGACUGUGUCCAGGAUAGGUCCAAACACUACCAUGCACACGCGGAAGUUGACAGUGGGGUGGAGAAAAGCGAAAUUGCUGACAAAGUGCAAGAGAAAGAAAUUCUGGGAGGGAGUAAAAAUAACCAAACUGCAGAGGAGGAUGGUGAAAAGAAAGUUAGCAUCAAAGUGGAGCGAGAAGACGCGGCAGGGGCCAGAGGCAGGGCGGCGUUAGAUGCGCUAAACAGGCAGUUAAAACAGGAAGUUACAAUUGGCAGCUCAUACAAGACUGAGUUCAAGGCCCAKAGGGAUGUGAAGCCAGUGAAACUGAUCCAAGCCAAGUCCCAGUUCCUUCCCCCUGAUGAGAAGACCAGCCUGGAGACCAGCUAUAGCGCCACCUACAGGGGAGAGCAGGCCAAGCAGCAGCCCAAUGACAACAAGGCUGUGGACAGGAGGAGGAUACGCAGCCUGUACAAUGAGCCCUACAAAGGGCUACAAGAGACCAAGGUUGAGAGGUCUAACAGUGCUCCCCGAUCCAAACCCAAAAAGGCGGGCACCAGGUUAGCGAGCCAGGCGGGCAAACCUGUGAAGAAGGCUAAAGAGCAGAAGCUGCAGGGCAGCACAGCAACGCGGGGCACCAAGAAGAAGACCUUGGAGAACCAGCCCGCUGAGUCCAGGCCUGCGGAGAUGGACAAGGAGAAAAGUAAAGAGAUGAACAACAAACUGGCUGAGGCAAAAGAGUAAAAAUCAUUUAGCACUACUUCUACCUUUUAUUCUUCUUUGAGGGAAAGAAUGCAAAGGCUGCAAAAUUAGAGGUUCUCAUCCCCUUUUAAGUUUUGUGUCUCUUUUCUCUCUCUCUCUCUCUCUCUCUGCUCUCUCUCUCUCUCUGUCUCCUCUUUCUGCUCUCUCUCUCUCUUUCACUCUCUUCUCUCUGCCAAUUGGCUGAGUUAGUAGUAGUUAUAGACAGUAAAUGUCAGAGUUGGGACAUGACAUGUCAUUUCUUCCCUGCCUCACAUUACAUUAGAUCACCGUACUAACAAGGGGAUGUGUGCAUCCGCUUCCUCUGCUUCCUGAUGCCACCGACCACCCCCCUCUCUCCGUCUCCAUCUCAAGGUUGCCAUGGCUACCAAUGAACGGCGCAUGCUAUUGUUGCAUGAGCUCACCGACUAGCAAUCCUGUGUGGUUGGCUUCCAUCUUCCAACUGAACAGAUUGCUUUGUUGAGUUUAUCAAGGAUUUUUGGGAAAGAGAAAACCAUGUAAAUUGGCUCACUGAAUGGACUUGAUCUUUAUAGCUGUAACUUACUAAAUUUAUCCAAAGAUAGAUACUCAUCUAGAAUUAUGGUCUGAAAAUCUUUGAUAAAUGUGCAGCUUGGUUUUUCUAGAGUGUAUUGGUCCAUGGCUGAGUGUGUGCCUGCUCUGUAGGUCCUCAAUGCUGUCUUCCUGUGCACACGGGCCUCCAAGUCUGUCUGUAAUCAGAUUGCCAUUACUAAGAUGCUUUGUUAAACUUUGCCAUCAUUCCUGAAUGAAAUCUUAUUUUGUAAACCUAAUAACUGUUGAUUGUGGAUGGUGUGGGAAUGGUUUUGAGCAAAUAAUUGUCAGGUAAACAUGUAAAACCUCAUACUGUCUCAUUCAAAGUGUUCUCUCUAUUCACAGGAAAAUUUGUUAAUCAAGUUAUUUUAAAGGUCAGACAAGGAUAUCUUGUUUCAUCAACCUUGUUGCCAAACCAGGAGCCAUCUGGGUUACUGUAACAUGAUGAUGCAUUACUAGACCAGUUAUUUGCACAGCAGAUAAAUUAAAUGUUACUAUCAUGAAAUUAUAAUUACAUUGGCCAUUUGAAUAACUACAUUACAUGUCACUGAGUCACGAUAGGAAAUUGAUAUUGUGGCUCUGUGGUCGUUAGCUAUGCUUUCACCCAGACCAUGCAGACUCUGUGUAGAUAUAGCUCAGUGGGGUGGCAGGAUCGCUUUUUAUUCCUACAUAGAGCAGCCUAACCUAUAACCUCACACGCCCCCGCCUACAGCCCCUCCCCUCCUCUCAGACACACACACAGAGCCAUGGUUGACUGUAACCAACGUGACUAGGCCCCCAUGGGACUAGCAGAUGGGACCCCAGCAACGCCAUCACAUCCCAGAGGUCUAAAGAGGUGUCUGGCUGGAUGUGAUAUUAGUCCACACUAGUAGGAGCAGAUUCAUGGUUAAGGUUUUGGAACUAAAUGUCAUUUAUUAUGUUUUAUUUAUUCAUCUAUUUGUUUGGGUAUGAAACACUGAUUACCACCUCUGCUAAUACCUCUCUUUAUUGAAUAAUAAUGAGUCUGUGAUGUGAUGGUAAGUUGAAUGCUGGCCGUUUGGAAUGCUUCUUUUUCUCAAAUUAGUAUCUGUAUGUGUCUGUCUAACACAGGCCUCAAAGAACUGGCCUCUUCCCUGAACCAGGUGUGUGUUUAAGUGUGUGGAUUUGAUUAGGUUGACAAGAUUACGUGUAGAUGUCAAGAUUAUAUUCAAUGCAUUCAACUUCAAAUCAAUCUCUCUCUGCUGCCUUCCAUGGCAAUCUAAAUAUUGUAGGCAUAGGCUAACAAUGUAGAGCAACUUGAUAUUUCUCCCCUGUGAUUUAAUUGAAUUAGCAUAAGCAGCGAAACUCGAUUCUAUAUUUGGUGUACAUUUGUGUUAUACUUCUGCAUAUGUUUGCAGUUUCUUGAAUGGGAUAAAAUGAGUGAGCAAGGAAAAUGAUCUGUAUUACAAAUGAAAACCAAAUGAUGUCAAAAUGAAUCAAGUUAGACUUGUCCCCUUUGUAUUGGCUGUAUAGUGCUAGACUAGACGUCUGCUUAUGCCUUAGCAGACAGUAGUAAAGACCAGAACAGCGUCUCAGACUCCUGGGAUAGGAUAGGCCUCAAUAGAGCAGUGCAUUGUGCAGGACUUGUCUUGUCAUGGGUCAACCCCCACCUCCUCACACUCCCCAGUCUCUUUCUUGUGUUGUUGUCAUCUAUUGUGCUAGUCAGUGUCCCCUGACUCCCUCCCUCCCCUCAUUUUUGAGUGUUGGAGUGUGUUGUCUCUCCAUUUGCCAUGGUGGUGUCUUGGUUAGUAUGUCACAAUGAAUCACCACACCGUAUUCCACUCAGACUGAGCAUGCGCCCACGGAGCAGAGGGCGAGGGCCAUCUUAUUAGCAUUUUGCAGCCUUUGGUUGGGGAAGGGGGAUGCUUUCUCUCGUAACACAUGAAGGGGGGGUUGGGGGGUCAUACAUGUCAGUGCUGACACACAACCCACCCGGUGCUAUCGAUUUUGAAUCCAAGCAUUAGAAACAAAAGCUAAAAAUUGAAAGUAAUAAUGGUACAAAGAAGUUAUGUGUUGGGCCAAUAUAUUUUACUGUGACGUGCUUGUGUUUCUCUCUGCUUGCUCCUAUUUACUGAAAUAUGAAUAAAUGCAAAAGCAGAAAAAGCAGUGUCCUCUUGGUUCUUUGUGUUGAAACGUAUGGAGGAGGAGGAGGGUGAAAGAACCGUGGUUGCAGGUAUUUGUGUAAAUGUUUUUGUGUCUUUGUCUUUGUGAGACAUGAGAUGAUUUUUAGAGAGUGAAUCCACAUGGAAGAGAAAAACAUUUAUCUUCAGAUUUUCUUUAGCGCUUUUCAAAGCUCAUCAAAGACAUUCUGGCAUGAGUUCUGACAUCCUUUCAAGAGCUUGAAUAUUGCUGCUACAGUAUGUUAUUUUGCAUCAUGUGUCCCAAUAUAUUCAAAGCCUAAAUUAUACAGCAAUGUACAAUUUAAGGAUGGGUAGAACAUUAUUACAGAAUUAGAUGUCAUGUAAAUACACUGGGCCAACAAACUGUACAAAUUUACACAAUGUAAUGAUUUAUGAGAGAUCCUUUUUUUGGCUGUGAGAAUGUGUGAGACAUUUGGAUAUAUUUUCUGAAACCAUUUUAAUCAUGUAAUUACUAUAUUUUUCAGCUUUAUCUGGUAUCAUUUAUCUGAUAGCUUUUUGAGAAUGUGAAAUCCUACGUCUAGAAAAUCUAACGAGUGACAUUCUGAUUCAU
This is a messenger RNA of Salvelinus sp. IW2-2015, 4797 nucleotides long. The record is from RefSeq and is a predicted model, not a curated record. Lineage: Eukaryota; Metazoa; Chordata; Actinopteri; Salmoniformes; Salmonidae.